AUUCUUGAAGAUGACGACAAACAUACAUCUUUAGUUCGAUUUGUUAGUGAUUUAAUUGAAUUGGAUCAACUCUUUAAACAACAUUAUGGAAUCAUCGCAUCACCCUUCAAAUUACCUAUUUUACCCAACUUAUCAGAUUCUCAUAUAGCCACACGUAGUUUACAUCGAUUCUUAUCCAAAUUUAAAAAUAACAAUAACAACAAGAAGAAAAAAUCCAAUGGUGAAAAAGUUGAAACUUAUUUACGAAUGUGUGCCGGUCACCCCUUAUUAGGUACUUCUUCUCUUUUACGCGACUUUUUAUCUCCUCAACAAGAAGAAGAAGAAGAAAAAGAAAAAGAAAAAGAAAAAGAAAAUACCAAAGUGACUCCUCUUGUAUGUACAAAAUCAUCUCCCUUGGCCAACUACAAACAAAAUCAACGUACUCCUACACGAAUGACACUGGAAGAUCUUCAAUUUUUGAAAGUAUUAGGAAAAGGUUGUAUGGGAAAGGUGAUUUUGGUUCGACAACAAUCAUCAGCACGACUAUAUGCCUUGAAAGCCAUUAGUAAGGAAUGGGUGAUUGCUCAACGUGAAGUGGAACAUGCAGUGAUGGAACGCAACAUCUUAUCCAAAGUAUCCAAAGCACAUCAUCCUUUUUUGAUCAAGUUACAUCAUUCUUUUCAAAAUGCCAAUCAAUUAUUCUUGGUGAUGGAUUAUCAUGUUGGUAGUGAUUUGGCCACUCAACUUCAAUUGAAUUAUCAUUUUGAUGAUUAUCGUUGUCGCUUUUAUGUUGCCGAGAUUCUCUUGGGAUUACAAGAAUUACAUCGAUUGGGUAUUUUGUAUCGUGAUUUGAAACCUGAAAACAUUCUCUUGGCGGCUGAUGGUCAUAUUGUUCUGACGGAUUUUGGAUUCUCAAGACUUUUUGAUGAACAAAGCAAUGAUGACAAGAAGAAUACCAUGCCUUAUCAUACACAUACGUUUUGUGGCACUCCAGAAUAUAUGGCACCUGAAGUGUUUCUAUCAGAAGAAUAUACAUUUGCUGUGGAUUAUUGGUCUCUUGGGAUUGUGAUGUAUGAAAUGUUACUUGGUUAUACGCCUUUCAGUCAUGAUAAUGAUGCAGAAUUAUAUCGUCGUGUAUUGGAGGAUCCUUUGGACAUACCAGAAGAUAUGCCAAUGGCGACAGCUGAUUUGAUUCUUGGAUUAUUGGAACGAGAACCUGAAGAGAGAUUAGGAUGUGGACAUAUGUUUGAUAAUCAACUUGGUUUUGAAGAUAUUCGACAACAUCCUUACUUUUCUUCCUUGGAUUGGAAUGAUAUCUAUCAUAAACGAAUGCCUGCACCUUUUAUUCCUCAUCUCAAGUCUGAAACGGAUGUAAGUCAUUUUGAUCCUGAUUUUGUCAAAUUAUCACCUCGACUUUCUACACAACAUCAUGAU
Halteromyces radiatus is the source of this 1413-nucleotide messenger RNA. RefSeq names its product kinase-like domain-containing protein. The annotation marks the transcript as partial. The transcript is spliced from 4 exons. Gene Ontology annotation, biological process: protein phosphorylation. The record is from RefSeq and is a predicted model, not a curated record. Gene Ontology annotation, molecular function: protein serine/threonine kinase activity; ATP binding; phosphatidylinositol binding. Lineage: Eukaryota; Fungi; Mucoromycota; Mucoromycetes; Mucorales; Cunninghamellaceae.